CUUCUCUCUCAGCUUCUCGCUUUCUCUCUGCUUUCAGCUCUCAUCGUUUGUCUGUCGACUGUCGUCUUCAACCCUUUCCCCCCGCUAAAAAAAGGUGUGAUUUCCCUAUAAACCUCCAAACAAAUCAAUCCAAAGCUGCAAAAAGCAAUAGAUAAUGGAAUCGGAGAGCUAAUUUAACAGUUUCACCAGCUCACCAGCUCUCGAUUGAUGGAUUUUGCUCCGUGCGAUCACAAUGCAUCGCCUUCCAAAAAUCUUCGCUAGCAGCUCCGAGCGCCGCAGAAGCGACUCCGAUUCAAUCUCCGGCGGCAGCUCCAGCUCGAGCCGCCGCGCCGCCGGUUCGAAGCCGAGGCUCGAGCGCCGUAACGCGAGGAAGAACAUCGACUACGAUUACUCGCCAUCCUCCGCCUCGGCGCCUUCUUCUUCGUCGUCGUCGUACUACACCGCGUCGGAGGAGUCCGCGCGCACGCGGUCGCUCGAUUUGUACGGAGGGAGGCGGAGCUUUAGGGUUGAAGGUGUCGACGGCGAGAUCGAGAUUAUGUGCAAAAACCUAGGUUUCUCCGGGGUAGAUGAUUUCUCUAUUUCGCCUGAUGAGUAUGAGGUUAUGAAAGUGAGAUCAUCUUCUGCUCCAGUCCGUUUCAGCCAGCCGUUGGAGAAGGUUAGUGAUGGAGCUGUUGAAGUUUCUGGUGAUUUUGUGGUUGCUGGCUUGCCAAAUAGGGGAAUUGGAGUAAGUGAUAGCUUAAUUAGAUGUUCUGGUAACAGCGGUGAAGUAAUUAGUGAGGAUUCCGAGGGAAUUCGUGAUUUUAGGGAUAAGGCUAAUGUUUUUGGUAGUGCAAUGGUGGAUACUGUGAGGGUAAGUGAUGGAGUUCCAAUCGAGAAGGUUAGUGAUGGAGCUGUUGAAGUUUCUGGUGAUGUUGAGGUUGCUGGCUUGCCAAAUAGGGGAAUUGGAGUAAGUGAUAGCUUAAUUAGAUGUUCUGAUCACAGCGGUGGAGUAAUCAGUGAGAAUUCCGAGGGAAUUCGUGAUUUUAGGGAUAAGGCUAAUAUUUUUGGUAGUGCAAUGGUGGAUAUUGUGAGGGUAAGUGAUGGAGUUUCGAAUGAUAGUUUGAGUACUAGAUCGAAUGAAUUCCGUGGAAGUGGCAUUAAGGGUGUGAGGCCGCCGUUUCUCGGCCUGCUGGCGCCACCGCCUUUUAUGUCGUUACCUGUGAUUGAUCAAGAUUGCUCGACUUGGGAUAUCUUCCGAAAUUUUGGGCCAGACAAUGGAAGACUGCAGGCCUUGGAUGAGCAAGGUGGUUUGGGUAGGACUGAGGAUGCUGUUGAGGAGGAUGAAAGAAGAAGGAGAAUGGCAAGGGAAGAGAACUUUGUUCUCUCAGCACCGUGUUCAUUCACAGCAAGCUCGAAUGAUGAUGAUUCCUCGAGUACUACAACAGAUCCUGUAUCAAGCGUUUCACCGAAUGGGGGAUUUAGACGUGUUAUUUCAUCUUGGCAAAAGGGCGAUCUCUUGGGAAGUGGAUCAUUUGGCUCUGUGUAUGAGGGAAUUGCUGAUGAUGGAGUCUUUUUUGCUAUUAAGGAAGUAUCUUUGCUUGAUCAAGGGGAAGAAGGAAAGCAGCGUAUCGCUCAACUUGAACAGGAAAUUGCACUUCUGAGGAAGUUUAAGCAUGAAAAUAUUGUCCAGUAUUAUGGCACAGAGAAGGAUGAUUCACGUCUCUACAUCUUUCUUGAGCUUGUUGUCAAAGGUUCCCUUUUGAGCCUUUACCAGAAAUAUACCCUCCGAGACUCCGUAGUCUCUGCUUAUACAAGACAGAUUCUUCAUGGUUUAAAAUAUCUGCAUGACCAAGGUGUAGUUCACAGAGACAUCAAGUGUGCAAAUAUACUGGUGCACACUAAUGGGUUGGUGAAACUGGCGGAUUUUGGUCUUGCAAAGGCAACUAAGUUGAAUGAUGUCAAAUCUUGCAAGGGGACUGCAUUCUGGAUGGCUCCUGAGGUAGUUAGGAGCGAGGGCUAUGGCCUUGCGGCAGAUAUAUGGAGCCUGGGGUGCACUGUAUUGGAGAUGCUAACCCGGCGUUUUCCAUAUGGGGAUAUGGAAUGUAUGCCAGCGAUGUAUAGGAUAGGAAAGGGCGAGAGACCACCUAUUCCCGAUUCUCUUUCCAGCGAUGCACGAGAUUUCUUACUUAAAUGUCUACAAGCUGACCCAAGUGUGCGGUCAACAGCUGCCGAGCUCUUGAAUCAUCCCUUUGUGAAGCAACCACUGCCAGUACCAUUGGGAUUUGCAUCUCCUAAUCCUUUCACCGGCUAAUUUGAGAGUUCAGCACAAUAUGUGGACUGCAUUGUAUAAUCUGAUAUAGCCUGGAUGGCUUCGUAUUUCUCCGAGUUCUCGCCCGUUGCAGCUGGUCUUUGGGGAUUGAAACUGUAGCAUUGCAUCUUGUAGUUAGAAUAGGGGCAUUGGAGAUUUUGCAGAUCAGUUAUUGAGAUUUCACAAUUAUUUUUUCUCCCAAGAAUCCAUGGAGGUGAGUGAGUGAGUAGCACUAUAAAUUCUGAUUUUCUUUGUUAAGGAUAGUGUUAUUUAUUGAUAUAUUUCAAUUUUUUAGAGCUGGGGUUGUUCAAGCCCAAAACCCCAUAGGCUAGUUAGUUCAUUGUAUAUGGUGUUCCACUUAUUAUUUGUACAAAAAGGUGUAAUAAAUUUUAUUGGUAUA
Messenger RNA from Salvia hispanica, 2687 nucleotides. RefSeq names its product mitogen-activated protein kinase kinase kinase 1-like. The record is from RefSeq and is a predicted model, not a curated record. Gene Ontology annotation, molecular function: MAP kinase kinase kinase activity; ATP binding. NCBI's taxonomy places the organism in Eukaryota, Viridiplantae, Streptophyta, Magnoliopsida, Lamiales, Lamiaceae. Gene Ontology annotation, biological process: protein phosphorylation; MAPK cascade. Gene Ontology annotation, cellular component: cytoplasm.